UCUUUGGGACCUGAGAAGUGUUUCUUCCUUAAUCAGAAGGCAAUUUAUGCAGUUGACCUGGUGAAUUUCCUUCAGUUUUAUACUUUAGAGGAGCUGAGAGAGACUUCCACAAAAGAUGGAUCACCCUGCAGAAGAUGCUCCCAUGGCCAGAGGAAGCCUGGCAGGCAGUGAAGAGGCUCUUGUUGGCCAUGAACAGCCCAGAGGGGGGUCUAACAGCCGUGCCCUGAAGAUUGCAGGCCUGACCACGUUGGCAGUUCUGUUGCUGGCCAGCCAGGUCUUCACCGCUUACAUGGUGUUUGAUCAGAAGCAGCAGAUUCACUCACUUCAGAAGAACUCAGAGAGAAUGGGAAAACAGAUGACACGCUCAUCCCAGGCUGUGGCCCCAGUGAGGAUGGCCAUACCAAUGAACACCCUUCCUCUGCUGAGGGACUUCACUGAUGAUGAUUCCUCAUCUAAGACACCCUUGACAAAACUGCAGGACAUUGCUGUUGUCAGUGUGGAAAAACAGCUGAUGGAUCUCAUGCAGGACGUCAGUCUGCCACAGUUCAAUGAAACCUUCUUGGCCAACCUGCAGAGCCUGAAGCAGCAGAUCAAUGAGAGCGAGUGGAAGAGCUUUGAGGCCUGGAUGCGUUACUGGCUGAUCUUCCAGAUGGCCCAGCAGAAGCCUCCAACCCCCACUCCUCAGUCAGCCUCUCUGGUCAAGACCAAAUGCCAGCUGGAGUCUGAAUCUGGAAUCAGCAAGAUUGGUUCCUACAAGCCCCAGUGUGACGAGCAGGGCCACUACAAGCCCAUGCAGUGCUGGCACGCUACUGGCUACUGCUGGUGUGUGGAUGAGUCCGGCAAUCCCAUUGAGGGCACCACCAUGCGAGGCCACCCAGACUGUCGCAGAGGCACACCUUAUCGUCGCAUGAUGGUUGCACCCAGGAUGAUGCUGAAGACUUUCGACCCUGAGGAACAGUGAAACACAUGAGGCAAACCACCAUACAAGGUGUUCCUUCUCAUUACCCAGUUUUUGCAAACAUAUGAAAAGGGUUAUUUUUAAACUUGAUGCUAACAUGCCACUGUAGCAGUGAAAUUUCCAAUGAGCUGCUCUUUCUUGUAAUCUCUUGAUUUUAAUCAUUUUGCUAACUGAUGCCAAUCAAAUUAGUAGAAUCCUGUUACAGUGUACUGCUUCAAAUGUCUCCAAUUGCUGUAGCUUAUAAAAUUUAUUUUGGGUGUCCUCUUUUAAUAUGCAUUAAGUACAGUAAACUUUAUGAGUGUUAGAUUUGUUUAUUUGUAAAGAAUGUUUAAAAGAUCGGUUCAGCCAAAUUACAAGAACUGAAUGCAGUUUGUGUUUCACCUGCUGGAUUUUGGGACACCGUCUCUUUGUGGUGUCUACAACAACAAAAAGCUCUGUUUGAAAAUAAGAAAAUAGCCACUACUGCUCAAAGUAGUUCUGUUGAAAACAAUUUCCAAUUAAGUUUAUGGAUAAUCAGAGUAAAUGAGGGUUAUUUCUGUUUAUUUAUCAAAUGCUUUCAACACUGUAAAGUCUAAUAUUGAAGGCCCUUCAAAUGGAUAUGUGCAUGAAAGUUUAGUUUUUAUGAUUUGGAUGAGCCUGCCUUUUAAAAGGAUGUGACCAUUUGAGGAAGCGGUUUUUCUCUGAAACUGUUUGUGUUAAGAAUGCUAAAUAAAGUCUUUCUAACAACA
Messenger RNA from Melanotaenia boesemani (Boeseman's rainbowfish), 1686 nucleotides. It is a transcript of the gene cd74a, whose product is annotated as CD74 molecule, major histocompatibility complex, class II invariant chain a. Bases 116 to 961 code for a protein of 281 amino acids. Gene Ontology annotation, cellular component: membrane; basement membrane. NCBI's taxonomy places the organism in Eukaryota, Metazoa, Chordata, Actinopteri, Atheriniformes, Melanotaeniidae. Gene Ontology annotation, molecular function: MHC class II protein binding; macrophage migration inhibitory factor binding. The transcript has 9 exons. The record is from RefSeq and is a predicted model, not a curated record. Gene Ontology annotation, biological process: immune response; antigen processing and presentation; protein trimerization.